Molecule: messenger RNA, 6113 nt
Organism: Aplysia californica (California sea hare)
Lineage: Eukaryota; Metazoa; Mollusca; Gastropoda; Aplysiida; Aplysiidae
Product: protein-glutamine gamma-glutamyltransferase K
Biological process (GO): peptide cross-linking
Molecular function (GO): protein-glutamine gamma-glutamyltransferase activity
Source: RefSeq, a predicted model, not a curated record
AGCACUGCCAUCCCGUGACUGUUCGCACUGUCACCCAAUUGCUUUUGCAAGUUUCUGUUUUCUGUGUGAAUUCAAUGUACAUUUCUGUUCUGAACUUCAUGAGUGAUAAAUAACAAUAAUAACAAUGACAUAUUCAGUUAUGAUGAUUCUGAAGAAGCUCUAACUGCGGCCACACUUGUCCCUUUUCUACCUCUACGGCUGUGUACACCGGCGUGUUAACCCCGCCCACUCCUGCUGUUAUGUUGUUAUUCCUCCCGUUCGGUACGUCUGUCCGUACCGCUACUGCUGGUGGUGGUAGUAGCGUCGGUUACUUAAUUUUCGUCUGCUGACCUGAAUUGUGCCUCGUUGCUCCCUCGUUGUGUGUUUGGACCGGUUCCUCCUCAGCAAAAGAACAGAAGAGUUCCUUGUGAAACGUACAAGCACAUAAUAAAUCCAAGAUGGCACGCACAAGACGACCCAGAAGCUCAGGUGGGACUUCUUCUUCCUCCAGGGCGCCGAAGCUGAGGCGGCAUCGGUACUUCACCAGCUCCCAGCAAGGCUUUGGCAGUUGGAAGCCUCGACUUGAACAAGGUAAAAAACGGCCGUGACCAUCACACUGGGGAGUAUGAAGUGCUGGACCUGGUGGUCAGACGUGGUCAGCCAUUCACUGCAACGGUCACAUUUGACAGAGACGUGGACAAGGAAAAUGACUCAGUGGUAGUCCAGUUUGCUUUUGGGAGUAAACCCCAAGAAAGCAAAGCCACACUGCUGAGGCUACGACUGGACAUCAAGGACAUUGGUCAGUCAGUCAACUCAACCAUGGGGAAGUGGUCGGCACAAGUCAAACAAAUAGAGGGAGCUGACCUCACGUUCAGUGUAACACCCCCGCCAAAUGCCUUAGUUGGGAAGUAUGGAGUGUACCUUGAGACAAGCUUGAAGGAGGAUGACAGUUCACUUCGCAGAUUUGAAAUGGAAGAUGACGAAGUUUUUGUAAUUUUCAAUCCUUGGUGUAAAGAUGACCUGGUGUAUAUGGAGGAGAGUGAUGAAAGAUUUGAAUAUGUACUGAAUGAUCGUGGAAGAAUAUGGGUAGGAUCAGCUUUCAACCAUUGUGGAAGACCCUGGAACUUUGGACAGUUUGACAACCCUGUGUUAGAGGCUGCUUUGCUGCUGAUGGACAAAGGAGAAGUUGGAGAUACAGCACGUAGAAGCCCAGUUUCAUUUGUUCGCACAAUAUCAGCCUUGGCCAACAGUUGUGAUGAUAAUGGUGUCCUAGAAGGAAGGUGGACAGAGAAAUAUCCCAAAGACUGUACUUUGCCAUGGUCCUGGACAGGCAGUGUGAAGAUCCUGAAGGAGUUUAUGGACUCAGGGAAGCCGGUCAAAUUUGGCCAGUGCUGGGUCUUUUCAGGCCUUGUCACAAGCUUACUACGGUCCUUGGGAAUUCCGACACGCUCGGUGACCAACUUUGAAUCAGCUCAUGACACAGACUGCAGCAUGACCAUAGACAGUCAUUUUGAUGAGGAUGAUGAGCCAGUGACAUGGAUGGACGACUCUGUUUGGAACUUCCAUGUGUGGAACGAAUCUUUCUUCAGAAGGCUAGAUCUUCCCAAAGGUUAUGACGGCUGGCAGGCUCAUGAUGCCACACCACAGGAGCUUAGUGAAGGUGUGAUGCGCUGUGGACCAGCCUCUAUGCGGGCUAUUAUGGAAGGUCAUGUUUAUCUCAACUAUGAUGUACCAUUCAUCUUUAGUGAGGUUAAUGGUGACAGAGUGAACUGGAAGGUCCUGGCCAAUGGAGAGAUGAAGGUCAUCAACAUAGACACCCACUCCGUUGGUAAAUUCAUCAGCACAAAGUCUGUAGGCAGUAACUUCCGCAAUGAUCUGACUCUGGCUUACAAGUACCCUGAAAACUCUGAAGAAGAACGCAAAGUGGUGGAAUUUGUGCAUAACUACAGCUCCCGCGCAGAAUACGAGAUAUAUGACAAAGAAGAUCAAGAUGUAACAUUUGAGCUUGUUAUUCCUCAUGCUGCAUCUUUGGGUGAAAAUUUCGAGGUUGUAGCUCGAGUGAAGAACAUUUCCAAUGAAAAGCGCUCUGUGUAUGGCCGCUUGACUGUCCUCAGUUCGUUCUACACUGGAAUUCCUGGGAAACGAGUGAAGGGGCAGCAGUUUACUGUAGAUGUGAAUCCUAAUGAAGAGUCUGACCUGAUCCUUGAAGUAACUAAGUCGGACUACUUGAGCAAGUUGAACCCAGAGGCCAGUCUGAAGGCCUACGCUUCUCUCCACGUCACAGAAACAGAGCAGCAGUUUGCUCAGACCCAGGCGUUCACUCUGGUCAAACCAUUCUUGGAUAUAACGGUUCCAGAUGUUAUAAAAGCCAAAGAAGUGUGCACUGGAACGGUGACAUUUACCAACCCCUUGGAUCACAAUCUGACGUCUGGUGUUAUAAACUUGGAGGGUGCCUCCGUCAUGUCGGCCGACACUUUCAGCAUCUCAAAACCAAUCAAACCAAAUGAAACAGUGACGUACGACUUCAAGAUCUGCCCUCGCAGGGCUGGCAACCGAGAAGUGGAGGCAACAUUCACAUCAGAUCAGCUGAGCGGAGUUGAUGGGAGUGUCGAGUUCAAUGUUCAAGCUGUUGAAGAAGACUAGAUUUUUAAAACCCUUUAUAGCAUCGCUGUCACACAGAAAUGAACAACUCUAAUAUUUUUUAUUCACCAUGUCAAGCGUGAAGAAACGUAGUUGCUCAUUUUUUGUUGACAGAGACAAUAUGCCGACUGAGACUGGGCUAUACAUGUAUAUAUGGAGGAUUCUUUUUUUUAUCCAUGACCUUUUCUUGUUAACAGCAAGUUUUGAUGUAUUAACAAAGGCAGCCAACCGUUUGUAUUAUUGGUAUAUCGAAAUAUCAUACAUUCUUGUAUCCCAUUAUAAUUAAUGUUUUUCUUAGUCUCAGCCUUUUUUAAAAAUGUGUGUAUUCAUUUGAUAGAAUGCUGAAAUCAUGACAUUUGUCUGUAUGGACUUGAAAUUACCAUGCUUUAGUUUAUCACUUAAUAUAUGAAAUUGAACAAAAUUUAUCAAAGUAGAUAUAAGAAAAAAAAGAAAAGACUGUAGACUUCCUUUGCCAGAACUUUAUGUUAUCAAUCUGAAAAAAAUAUAAAUGCCCACAAACAUUUUCUCACUGACCCGUACCAUUUGUGCUUCAUGCAGCUUCUUUCCCUUCUGAAAAACUAAUAGGGGCCUAUGUAGAAUGUAAGUUGUGGUCUAAUUUCCAGAAUAGUGAAUUAUAUGAAGAACACUUUUUCUGUUGAAUACCAAAGGGUACAAAAUUAUGCUUUGUUUAGAAUAGAAAUGAGAGCUUUAUUCUUUUAAAAUGGUAAACUUAAAAAAUGUUCCAGUUCCUCUGAUAAAGUUCCUUUUUUGGGGGGUUAUAUUAAAAGUGCAGGGCUUUGAAGGCAAAUGUAGGAGAAAAAAACAUAUUGGAAGUCGUUUUAUAAGGAGAAAACUAGAUAGAGAAGAUUCCAUCAAGUAAUUUAAUGAAGUAGAGUAAUGUCAUUAAUUCUGAGGUGCUAAAACGCAGUAUCUGACUUCUGUCUCCGCCGAGCCUCAAUAAAUAAGUGCUACUGAAUGACAAGAAUUUAUGACAAUGAGAUUAGCUAUUUUUGCCCUGCCUGCGUACACACCUCUCACACGCGCGCACACAAAACAAACACACUCAAGCAAAGGUAUAAAAUGAGAACAUUAUUGUCACCGGCAGAUUCAGAGUUCAAGCUAGUUUUAGAUUUUUAUAGAGAUCUAUAGUAUCUAGUAUGACCAUGACAGCAGAGGUAUCCACUUCUGUUGUUUGCCCUGAACUCUGAUUCAGAAACUUUUAGGGGGGGGGGGGCACUUUUAAAUAAAAGCUCAGAUGUAGAAUUAGACUGUUUCCAUUCUAAAACUAAAACUGAAAUUCAAGAUAAACUUUAAAAUAUUGUGUGAACGUGACAACAAGUGCAAGGAUGCCUCUUUACUAGAUAAAAAUAAUAAAAACGCUCUAUGAUAUGCCAUAGGGCCUACAUUUGUUAAAAGUACAUGUAGUAUUUUUUACCAUCAUAUUCAAUUGUUAAAGGUAUGGUAUAGUAACAUUGAGACAAUGAUAUUUUUAUGUUUCAUUAGUCACCCAAAAGUGUAUGUAAAUGUGUACAUAGCUCAAGCACUGCCAAGGUGUAUUAUUUUUUUUUCUUUUGUCUCAAAUUUUAUAUCAUGUAGGUUUAGUACAUGUAUUACAUAUUUUCUAUUAAAUAACAGUGUGUUUUUUAGACGCAUUACUUUUAAGAGGGACCGACAAUAUCUUUAUAAUUCAUCUGGUCCAGUCUAUGCAUGAUGUACAACUUCAAAUGGCAAGUUCCUGUGUGUUUACAGAUUGUUGAAGUGGAUUUGUAUGUCAUUACAGCUGGGAGUACAUAUUUAACACUUUAUAAACUCAUGUUUUGAGAUUUUUAUUGACAUAGCCUGCUCCCAGUGAGUGCAGGGUGUUUUUGGGCCCAUAGUGUAGCCAACUGCAUGGCACAUCGUUGUCAGGAUAAGAUUUUUCCUCUCUCACUCUUUUUCCUUCCAUAUAUUGUUUAACUUGGGAAAUAUAAAUAAGCUGAUUUGAAAGAAACUUUUAUGGUUUUUGCCAAAUGCAAACUCAAUUUUUCUGAAAACCUGCCCACCUCUGUCUCGUCAUACCUUUGCUUGUCAAUGUUUUCCUUCCAAUGCUUGUUGCAUAAUGCUCGGUGACAUUAAAAAAAAAAUUGAGUCAACUUCCUGAAUUAUCAGGUGCAUCAUCACGAAGACAGUCGUCGGUGUUGAAAGGAUAAAAUGGUGUUUUGUUUUUUUGUGACUUUCUCAGAUGGCAGCAAACUGGAAAAAGCCUUAUACUUAUAUUAUGGCAGCUAUGUUGCUCUGUGAAUGUGUAUGAUAUUCAUGUAUACUUUUUUUUCAAGUUUCCUCAUACCUGGUAUUUGAAACCUUCUACUUCUAUUGGUGUGAUCAUUAAACAUUUCUCUUUUAUCUAUCAUGUUUGAAAUUCUUUAAAAGGGGCUGCAUUAACAUCAUUUUUCCAGAUAUACACACAUGUAUGAUGUAUUUGGGUUCUAAAAAUCCGAUAAAUUGCUAGAGUUUAAUCACUACCGUACACAAAAUAUCUUUUAGAGGAAAAGGGAAAGUCUAUGGAUUAUAAAAAUUGACCAGUUUAACUGGAACAGAUUUUAGUUUUCCACAUUUUUCUUUAGCUUUUGAUCAUUCAAUUUGCUCAAAAUAUAGCUCUUACUUUUAAAAUUAUUAUUACACGAGAAUGACUUACUGCUUUUUUGUUUGUAUUUUUUACAAUUAUGUGGUAUAUAUAUUAUUUGUAUUCAUUAUAACAUUACAAUCUCUAUGAAAAUGCUGUCCUUUGACAAUUUUUUUCACAUUUGGGAAAAGGAAAAGUAAGAGGGUGAAUACGGAGGGUGGGGAAGAAUUUCAUAAUCAUGCUGCUUUGAUGUCUGAGUAGCCUUCACCACUUUGUGCACUGGAGCAUCAUUAUGCAGCAUGAGAACUUUUUUAAAUAGCUUCACCCCAUACCUCAUACGAUAUUUAUGAACUACAUUCACAAAAAGAGCUCUCAUGUUUAAACCGACCAUCUGAAUUUUUAAAAACUCCACACACAGUGUUUCACAAAGAUACAAAGCAGUCUGCAAGUUUCAGUGAUUUACAAAAAUUCCUUCAUACUUCAUAGGCAGGGUAAAAGACUUAUUGAUCAUUGAAUGCUUCGUAUAAAUGCAAGAAGUGCCCUCCUGAAUGGUAUUAAUGAUUACCAUAAAAGAGAUUACUAAAGUUGCAAAAGUUUCUGUAUCCUUAUACUGCCAAGAGCUAAUAAAAAGUAUUCUUGAGUGCGACUGAAAUACUUCAUUUGAGCCCAAUAUUUCGUUGGUGACAUUGCACGCAAGCAUAGAUUUCUAUUAUAACAUAAUAUUGUGGUGCUCAACCAUGCUUGUGGCGAGUGGUGUCUAGCUGGAGAGAAAGGAAGGAUUCCACCUACCACAUGAUAGAUGAUUAAUUUUUAUUUGCUUUGCAUACAUGUGUUUUAUCAAGAAUGGUCCUGUUUGUGCUUUCUUCAUUGCUCAAUAAACUAUCAAAUAACA